This is a messenger RNA of Penicillium subrubescens, 1344 nucleotides long. Its product is annotated as C2H2 transcription factor (Azf1). Bases 1 to 1344 code for a protein of 447 amino acids. The transcript is spliced from 6 exons. The record is from RefSeq and is a predicted model, not a curated record. NCBI's taxonomy places the organism in Eukaryota, Fungi, Ascomycota, Eurotiomycetes, Eurotiales, Aspergillaceae.
AUGGAGACUGCUGAGCCAGUUGCCAUGAGUUCCUGGCCAUGGUGUGGGCUCAUACCCCCACCGUCGCGCCAUGGACUCGCAUCUAUACCCUUACUAUUCCCACCCGACUUCGACCCCGUACACGCUGCCUACCAACCGACUCCCACGACAGCUGCAUAUAGCUUUGGCUCUGCGGCUUUGACUCAACCAUCCCAUCCCUACCAGUACUUCGUGGCUAGUCAACCAGCACUAGGCCGCCGCUCCCUGCAAUCACUCCCCGAAAUCCGACCCGCAAAGAACGCCAUCAACCAAGUCACCACGCGGGCCACGGACUACGCCCCAGCAAGCAACCAAACCAGCUCACCAGAGGGCGAUGCCUCGAAAAAGACAGGCGCAGAAGCCCAAUUCUCCACCGAAAUCGACGUCCUCAUGAAAGCCAUCCAGGCUAAGCCUGGAUCCUCGACUUCCCCGGUCCCGAUGCAGCAGUCCCUGCCACCAUUGCAGCAGCUCGCACCACCGGGAUAUCCAAGCUAUGCUGGUUAUCCGAUGUCGCCGCCUCGCAGCCUGCUUACGAAUGAGGGGCAAUUGUCCCGGUCUGGCAAGAAGCGCAAGUAUACCCUGCAUGUUGCCGAAUUAGCGGGAAGAGUUUUGCGCAGAAGACCCAUCUGGAUAUUCAUAAUCGGGCGCAUUCUGGGAGAAACCUUUAUCUGCAAGGAGCCUUCAUGCGGACAGCGGUUCUCUCAGUUAGGAAACCUCAAGGUAAGCAUCUGCCAUGACAAUCCCAUGCAAGACAAGAAUGACACCACCCGACCCAUCAACGCCGACACACAGGCGAAAAGCCAUUCAAAUGCGAAGUCUGCCACAAGCGCUUCGCACAGCGGGGCAACGUCCGCGCCCACCAAAUCACCCACAUGCAAGCAAAACCAUUUACCUGUCUGUUGGAUUCCUGUGGAAAGAAGUUUACUCAACUUGGGAACCUCAAGUCCCACCAAAACAAAUUCCACUCCACAACCCUCCGCAAUUUACCCUCCGCUUCGCCCAAAUGGGCGACGCUGGCCCCAUGUCCCCGCAGACCGCGAGCUAUGGGAGUACUUUGCCGAGCUCUACAAAAACAGCAACAAGGGGAUUAAAGGUCGGGGUAAAGAUCGGCGGAUCUCGACGACGAGUGCUCAUGCCCAUGGCCACGGUCAUACCCGUGGGGUGUGGCGGGAAGAAUGUCUUCUAUGGAAUCUGAGGAGGAUAGACGUGGGUACGAAAGAUGGCGGGAUGGGGAUGUAUGGCCUCGCGGGUGCGAGUCCGAAUGGGGGGUCGAGUAGUGAGGGGGAGGAGGGGGGAAGGGAGGAAGAAAAGAGGGUGGUGAACUGA